UCACGUGGAUAAUCUUGAGAUUGCUUAUCAUUCCCAGUCACCAUGCAUACAGCAGUGCUCCUCACAUUACUGGUUGUGGGUUUGGUGGAAGGGAAAGAGGAUUCGGUAGACCUGUAUGGAGCCUUGGAUGGCACUGUGGGGAUAAAAUUUCUUGUCACUGUCAAUGACACCUGGGACGAAAAUGGAUGCAUUGCCACCAUUGUGACCCCUAUGCUAACAUCUGGGGUCAAAUAUAACCAAUCAGACGCCUUCUCUGUUGGAUCAUGUGACCGGGGUCCUCUGAGGUUCAACGUCCAACAGCUGAGGGGACAAAAGACCUCCAUGCAAGUGGAUCUGACCUUCUACUCCUCCGUGAUUGAGGACGCCUCACCCCCCACGUGCUCCCUGGCGUGGAACGGCACUUACCUGGUCCCCAAGACAAUGAACCCCGGGGAGUCACUCCUACCUGGCUGCUUCGUCAUGGACUCACGCGAGGGGUAUCACAUGACGUACUACUGGUUCCACAUCUUGGAGUGGGCUUUUUGGGCAUCGUUGGUAUUGUCGCCUUUCUGUCCGCAGCAAGUGGAUCUGACCUUCUACUCCUCCGUGAUUGAGGACGCUUCACCCCCCACGUGCUCCCUGGCGUGGAACGGCACUUACCUGGUCCCCAAGACAAUGAACCCCGGGGAGUCACUCCUGCCUGGCUGCUUCGUCGCGGACUCACGCGAGGGGUAUCACAUGACGUACUAUUUGUUCCACAUCUUGGAGUGGGCGUUUUAUUAAAUUGAAUUUCGCAUGACAA
Molecule: messenger RNA, 781 nt
Organism: Haliotis rufescens (red abalone)
Lineage: Eukaryota; Metazoa; Mollusca; Gastropoda; Lepetellida; Haliotidae
Exons: 4
Coding region: 43-762 (239 amino acids)
Source: RefSeq, a predicted model, not a curated record